Botrytis byssoidea is the source of this 1332-nucleotide messenger RNA. RefSeq lists its product as uncharacterized. The coding region runs from base 1 to 1332 and encodes 443 amino acids. The record is from RefSeq and is a predicted model, not a curated record. Gene Ontology annotation, molecular function: acyl-CoA dehydrogenase activity; flavin adenine dinucleotide binding. NCBI's taxonomy places the organism in Eukaryota, Fungi, Ascomycota, Leotiomycetes, Helotiales, Sclerotiniaceae. The transcript is spliced from 4 exons. Gene Ontology annotation, cellular component: mitochondrion.
AUGUCCUCAAUUGUUAAAGCUUUAGCACCGGUGGUGAGAAGAGCUGGUACAUCAGCAUCUGCUGCAAGACCUGCAAUCAGACUUACUAGACAGAGUAGAAUAUAUCAACAUGCCCGUCCUCUUUCCGCCACCUCUCGCCUUCGUUCAGAUCCUGUCGACAUAACCGAGAUUCCUCCAACUCCUAUAACGCAUCUAUCUGAAAUCGAACUGGCCAUGUCGGAAUCUGUUUCUAAAUUUGCGAACGAUAUCAUCGCGCCAAAAGUACGAGACAUGGAUGAGGCCGAGAGCAUGGACCCUGCGGUUGUGGAACAGUUAUUUGAACAAGGACUUAUGGGAGUCGAAAUACCUGAAGAGUAUGGUGGUGCAGGAAUGAACUUUACGGCAGCGAUUGUGGGAAUCGAGGAGUUGGCAAGAGUCGAUCCAAGUGUGAGUGUGUUGGUGGAUGUGCAUAAUACUUUGGUCAACACUGCGGUUAUCAAAUAUGCGAGUAAGGAGUUGAAGAACAAGUGGUUGCCAAAAUUGGCUACGAAUACUGUUGGAUCAUUCUGUUUGUCCGAACCAGUAUCUGGGUCCGAUGCUUUUGCGCUUGCCACAAAAGCUACCAAAACAGAUUCAGGAUAUACGAUUUCUGGAAGCAAGAUGUGGAUCACCAAUUCUAUGGAAGCAGAAUUCUUUAUUGUUUUUGCAAACCUCGAUCAUAGUAAAGGCUACAAGGGAAUCUCCGCUUUCGUUGUCGAGAAGGGAAUGAAGGGGUUCUCUAUUGCUAAGAAGGAAAAGAAGCUUGGCAUCAAAGCCAGCAGCACUUGUGUUCUCAAUUUUGAUGAUGUGGAAAUUCCUAGAGAAAAUCUAUUGGGAGAAGAGGGACAAGGAUACAAAUACGCCAUUGCCCUUCUGAAUGAAGGCCGUAUUGGAAUCGCCGCACAAAUGACUGGACUUGCUUUGGGAGCAUUCGAAAACGCUACUAAAUACGUAUGGAAUGACCGAAAGCAAUUUGGACAAUUAGUUGGAGAUUUCCAGGGUAUGCAACAUCAAAUCGCACAAUCUUAUACAGAAAUCGCCGCCGCUCGCGCUCUAGUGUACAACGCUGCACGCAAGAAGGAAGCGGGUGAGAACUUUGUUCAGGAUGCAGCCAUGGCCAAGCUUUUUGCUUCGCAGGUCGCUCAACGUGUGAGUGGGUUGGCGGUUCAAUGGAUGGGUGGAAUGGGAUUUGUUCGUGAAGGAAUUGCGGAAAAGAUGUGGAGAGAUUCGAUGAUUGGUUCUAUUUACGAGGGAACAAGCAAUAUCCAAUUGACAACGAUAGCAAAGUUAUUGAAGCAACAAUAUAAGUCGUAA